CUUCAACUCUUCUCUCACUCUCUCUGUCCACCCAAAUCAAUGUUCCCUCUCUCCCCUCCGUCUCCCUCCCUCUCUCCCCCACCCCUCCCCCAAACCCUAACCCUAACCCUAAUUCCUCCCAAUGACAAAACCCACCACACCCACCACCAGUUUCUCCCCCUCUUCCCAUUCUACCCUCAGACCCAUCUUCAAGUUACACCCAGUACCCCCUCCUUCCACCCCCACCAAACCCUCCCUCAAGAUCCUCUGCUCUCAAAACCCACCACCCGCAAACCCUAACCCUCCUCCCAACCAAACCCUAACCCUAGUCUCAAUCCUCAGCGCAAUACCCAACUGGGCUGACACCAUACAAGAGAGGGGCAUGAGGCAGAACCGGACCUUGUACAACCACGAAAACUGGGUCCAGCACAGAAGCUCUUAUCGCCACAUCCGCCAUUUCCUUUCGAGCCUCUCGUCGCGGGUGAUCCUCUCUCUUAUUCCUCCAGUAAUCGCUUUCACUUCGUUUGCCGUGCUCAUCGCCGGUUACAAUUCGGCGGUUUUCGUGCAUUGGUUGCCGGAGUUUUUCCCGACGCUUAGGGCAUCGUCGUUGCCCUAUCAGUUGACAGCGCCCGCGUUGGCACUGUUGCUGGUGUUUAGGACGGAGGCGUCGUAUUCGAGGUUUGAGGAAGGGAGGAAGGCUUGGACUAUGGUGGUUGCAGGGACUAAUGAUUUUGCAAGGCAGGUGAUUGCCAGUGUGGAAGGGUCUAGUGAGAAAUCGUUAAAGAAGGCAAUUUUGCAGUAUAUCAUGGCGUUUCCGGUUUCCUUAAAGUGCCAUUUGAUUUAUGGCUCAGACAUGGAGCGGGACCUCGAAAAUUUGCUCGAAGCUGAUGAUCUAGCAGUAGUUCUCAGUUCAAAGCAUCGCCCUCGCUGUAUCAUUGAGUUCAUCUCCCAAGGCCUCCAGAUGCUACAUUUGGAGGAGUCUAAGCGAAAUCUGUUGGAGUCAAAAAUCUCUUGUUUUCAUGAAGGUAUCGGUGUUUGUGAACAGCUCAUGGGCAUACCAAUCCCUCUCUCGUACACUCGCUUGACCUCAAGGUUUUUGGUUCUUUGGCAUCUCACUCUUCCCAUUAUUCUUUGGGAGGAUUGCAACUGGAUUGUGGUUCCUGCUACUUUCAUUAGUGCUGCUUCAUUGUUCUGCAUCGAAGAGGUGGGUGUUCUCAUUGAGGAGCCCUUUCCAAUGCUAGCCCUCGAUGAGCUGUGUAAAGUGGUUCACAACAACAUACGGGAAUCAAUCGCCUCUGAGAAAUUGAUUCAAGUGCAACUUAAUGCGAAAAGAAAGAGCCCUGCGACUGAGCACUCCCCAAAUGGUCGGCCGACUUCUUAGGGGGACAGAAAAACUCAACUUCAAGGAUCUUCGCACAUUCACUGUUGAACAUGUCUUUGUAUUUUGCCCAUAGAAGUUUGAGUUUCCAUGCCCGGAUAAUCAAAAGUAGGCAUCGUAGUUAGAAACAUAGAUCUAAGUAAAUACGAGUUUGUAAAGUUGAACUGGUUUACUAUUGAGGGGAUUCCACAUCCGGUGCUUAUCUGUGUGUAUAUGUAA
Rhododendron vialii is the source of this 1576-nucleotide messenger RNA. Its product is annotated as voltage-dependent chloride channel 1, chloroplastic. Lineage: Eukaryota; Viridiplantae; Streptophyta; Magnoliopsida; Ericales; Ericaceae. Gene Ontology annotation, biological process: regulation of photosynthesis, light reaction. The transcript has 4 exons. The record is from RefSeq and is a predicted model, not a curated record. Gene Ontology annotation, molecular function: voltage-gated chloride channel activity. Bases 122 to 1360 code for a protein of 412 amino acids.